GCUGUGGGUGUGAGUCAGAGGAGUCGUGUGGGAGGAGUUAAAGUAAGAUGGCUGCGGGAAAGGGAAGAGUGUUUGUGAAAUCAUCAAAUGGGAUGUUUAUCUGUCUCUAACAGGAUGCACAGCUGCCCGAGAGAAGGAGUGGUUAAUGUGUUAGCUUUCCCGGCUCAAUAUGGUCUAGCUCGCCAGUUGUCUCCAGGUUACUUGCUCGCUGGUCAUCCGUUUACUGCUCUGACAUUGUGGAAUUCAUUAGCAGCUAGUCGUUAGCAACCUACCAGCGCUAACUCACUAGCAACCAGCUAGCAGGUAUCCGUGGAAAUCAGGACCUUGCAACAACUGUUGAGACUCCAACACAUAUUAAAGAGCAGAGUGGCCGUCCUGACUGGCUAUGGAGUGGUGUUGGCUUCAGACUGGAUGACAGGGUCUACAGGGCGGACAGGCUCACACAGAUUCUGACGCAGCAGCGGCCUUUUCCUAGAUGUACACUGACUGGCUGUGACAGCGCGUUUGCAGUAGACCUCCUUCCCCUCCUCUCUGUUUGGAAACACUUCCCUUCCCCCUUCUCCCCAUCUCCAUCUCCUCCUGCCUCCCCCUCAUCUUUUCCUUUUUCACCCCUCUUCAUUUCUUUUUGCCUUCUGUUGCUUUCAGACUUUGACCUUUUUUUUAAAAACCGGAACACCUUCUCUCAUAUUUAAGUUCUUGUGACCUUUGACCUGCCCCUUGCCGGACCCAGAAUGAGUUGGCUGAGCAGGUUGAACCCGCGUGCCCCGGGGAGUCGGUCUGGCCGGGGUGCUGCCCCUUCCAGCCCCUGCACUGCUGACCCGGAGACCUGCCUCAUGGUGUUUGAGAACCACUGGAGACAGGUCUCUUGGGUGUUGGAGCAGCAGGAACCUUCGUCCUCCAGUGAUGACCUGACGGCAGUGAGAAACCACACAGACCAGAUGUUAUGUCUGCUGGCAGAGGAGCGGCCUGCUGAGAGCCCAGAGGGUGCCACUGGCAUGGCACCCAUGGGCCCCAUACUGGAGCUGGUGGUCACCCAGAAUAUUCUGGCGGGCCUGGUUCAGUGGCACCUCCGACGUGGCCUGGACCCAGACAGCCAGGGGGCGCUACUCAAGCUGUUUGAGAUGCUCAUCGGCCAGUCCCAGCAGCCUCUGCUGCAGCACACGGCCAUCCUCCACCCCCUGCUGAGGCUGCUGGGAGCUUGCGCUGACCCGGAACUUGGUUGUCCGUUAGCCCUUGAAAACAGCCUGGUACUGCUGCUCAAUCAGAUCUGUGUGUCAAUGGCCCGGCAGCCUGUGGUUCUAGAGAUGUUGUUUCGGGCGGCACCGGUUCAGCAGGGCUCCACCAAUCUGCUGAUCUUCUCCCUCCUGGUGCCGUUCAUCCACCGGGACGGAGCCAUCGGACAGCAGGCCCGAGACGCACUGCUGCUGGUCAUGGCGGCCUCGGCCAGCCACGAGGCCGUGGCGCGUUACAUUGCUGAGAACUCCUACUUCUGCCCAGUGUUGGCGACGGGCCUCAGCGGUCUCUACUCCUCUCUGCCGAGAAAGAUCGAGGUCCGAGGAGACGACUGGCAUGCCCUGCGGCGGGAGGACUGGAUGGGCGUGUCGUCGCUCGUGCUGUUUAUGAACUCUCUGGAGUUCUGCAAUGCUGUGGUGCAGGUUGCUCAUCCCCUAGUCCGCUCCCAGCUCCUGGACUACCUCCACAACGGCUUCCUCGUACCCGUCAUGGGCCCAGCACUGCAUAAGUCGUCGGUGGAUGAGAUGAUUGCCAGCACCGCCUACCUGGACCUUUUCCUGCGCAGCGUGUCGGAGACCUCUCUCCUCAAAACCUUCCUGCGCUUCUUCCUGCUGCAUCGCCACGACAACGACACCAUCCUGGACACAUUACUCACACGCAUCAGCAGCAAUUCAAGGCUCUGUAUGGUAUCGUUGAGCCUCUUCAGGACUCUUCUGUCUCUCAACUGUGAGGACGUCAUGCUGCAGCUUGUUCUCAGGUAUCUACUGCCCUGUACCCAUGUAAUGCUGAGUCAGCGUCGUGCUAUCAGGGAGGCUGACCUGUACGGAAAGUCAGCAGACAAGUUCCUGUCGCUGAUCCCAGAGUGCUGCCGGCUGAACGCAGGGUCCACUGCUGAUGACGACGGUGCGUUCUGGGGAAAAGCACUGAACAGUCCCCCCACAGAGUCUCCAGCCGCACCCAGACCCAGCACCCCAUCCCGCUUAUCCUUCUUCAUCCGCCAACAGAGCAGCGGAGGUGGAUCAGGAGGAGGGGGUCCCUCUACCCCCACCAGCAUGGAGCCGCUGCAGUCGGGUCCUUCCAGCUCCCACCCCCUGUCCCCUGAGAGCCCAAUGCACCAGCAGCAGGCUAACACUGAGUGUCUGGACUGGGAUUCGGGUUACCUGGAGUACCUCAAAGACGCCCGGCGGGGCAUUGAGAUUUGCUCCUGGGCCUGCCGCAACUGGUCGGCGCCCUAUGAUGGAGAAAACCCCUCCCCGAACACAGCCCCUCCACCUCCCCCUCCCCCUACCUCCAACCCCUCCAUUGCUAUGUUCCCUGAGCACUUCUCUUUCCAGCAGGGAGGAAGCAGUAACACCCCACCAGGCCAGCAGAGGGCGCCCAUUGUGGCUGCAGCACGAGCAGAGUGGAGCAGCUCAGAACGGGACAGCGGCGAGUGGGACGUUACAAUCGGCAAAAACAACUGCAUCAGCCUCACACCACGCUCCAAGAAACGCAGCCUGCAGAGAGAGGAGCUCCUGCCAAAGCCAAUACCUCAUCUCGUCCCCUCGUCCUCGGCCGCCCCUUUAUCAACUUCUCACACCGCCUCGUCCCCAGCACCACACAAUCCCACCUCUGCCAUCACUGUUAGCUACCAGGCCAUGUUUAACGGAGUGACUGGGCAGGGGGACGGGUGCUCAGAUAAUCGGGACAGAGGACUGCAGGUAAAGAAAGUGAAAAGAGACUUGGGGGAGCAGCAGUAUUUGGAUGAAAACGCAAAUCAAAAUGGAUCCCUUGUCACUUGCUCCUCCCAAAGCUGCACCACUCUCCCGCAGUCCAUUUUUAGCAACAGCGAAAUGGGUGAUUGCCCUAACCAGAUUUCCUCUCAAAGCUCCAUCACCCAGCUAACGUCUGUCACAGAAUUGCUGACCAGCGAAACCUCAAACCCACCCAGUGCAUCCUCAGAUCUUCCAGAAGCCAACCAGACGCAACAAUCUGUAGAGAGUCUUAUCCAGGAGCUGCUGGAACAGGCACCAGGAGAAGCGCCGCUCCCCGGAGACUCCAGCGGUCAGGGCAUCAGCAUCGAAGCCUUCACACAGGAGCUGAGGGAGCUGGAGGAACGAGUGAAGGAGCGCAGCAGAGCAGCCUGCCAGCAGGAGGAAACCACCAGGGAGUCCCUAUCCUCUGAGCGGCAGGAGGAGGAGCAGCAGCUGUCCUCGGCCCUGGAGGUGAAGCUGACAGCUGACACCAAGGAAGAAGGGCCUGCUGUGGGCCUCUGCAGUCCUGCCAGACCACUAAAUCAGCCUGCCUACCAGCCGUACACAGGUCCGUUCAUGGUGGUUCUGUUUGCCAAGCUGGAGAACAUGCUCCAAAACUCGCUGUACGUCAACAUCCUGCUCACAGGCAUCGUGGCCCAGCUGGCCUGCUAUCCUCAGCCCCUCCUACGCUCCUUCCUGCUCAACACCAACAUGGUCUUCCAGCCGAGCAUCAAGUCACUGAUCCAGGUUCUAGGUUCUGUGAAGAACCGCAUCGAGGCGUUUGCUGCCUCUCAUGAGGACUUCCCUGCCAUGCUGAAGAAAGCCCAACAGUACCUGGUGGCCCGAGGCAAGUUGGACUGGGCCGACUCUCCUGCAGCAGUUCCUACCCUGCGGCGCUCUGACUCAUUAGUGAAGAGUCGUAAGCCAUCUCUCGGAGACCUGAUCCUUCGUCACACCAACAGCCCGACCAGAGCUCGGCACGCCGCUCAGCUGGCCCUCGCACACGUCCGGGACGGAAGCCAAUCACUGCACAGCGCUUUGUUCAAGGGUGGCGGAGGGACUUCUGGCCUGGAGAAGCAAGCUGAGGCUCUGCGAGUUAAGAACGCCGUCUACUGUGCCGUUAUCUUCUGUGAGUUCCUCAAGGAGCUGGCUGCCCUGGCUCAAGAGCACGCCGUCACUCUGCCUUUCCCUCACAGCCCAGAGGCAGAGGAAUAGACUGCAAACUCCUCAAAUCUAGCUCUUAGCCUCUAUUUCAUUUUGAUUAGGCUGUCAAAAAAAACUGUUCUAUGAUUCUCCCACCACCAGAGGACAGACUAAAGCACUGAGACUUUUCUGUCGCCAAAGUGAGUCGUCUAAAAUAACACUGACAAAAGGCAAGAUGGAUAGAGUGACAUUUUUGUACCAAAUUGUUAUAGGAUACCUAUAUGACUGGAAACAUUUUUCCUAAUCUGUAAACUUAUGAUAUUGUGCAUAUCAUGUAUUAUAUUUACAUUCUAUACUCGUAAAAUCUCAGUAAAUGCUUGAGAUUUAGGAGCUUGUACAUACACAUACCAUGCCAUGGUAUAAUGUGACACAGUAAAGCCACAGAUAAAAGAAAUAGGUGCACAUAUUGGUGCUAGUCUCUUAUGUUUUAGGUUGAAAGGGUGCUUUCAGGCGGCACAGAGUAGAAGAACCAAAAAUAAAUAGUUUGACAGGAAAACAUUGAAAGUGUAGACUCGUCAAUCGCCUAAAAAAAUGAUUCCAUCAGCUUUGGCCAUGUCUGUAAGACAAGCUUGUCUUUGCUUUGGUCCUCUAUCAAGGACUGGCCAAUAGAGAAAGCUCACAGAGAGAUGAGAACUGGAACACAGGCGAGGGACAGUGCCACUGUCUCCUGUGAAUCAGCACGGCCAACACAAAAUGUACUGGAAAACUUUGGGUAAUGAAUACCAUUUCUAUUAUAUUUUGUUUUAAACAUGUUUGUCUUUUGCAUUUGCACCAUUUUCUAGACAUAUCAGCAACAUGUGGGAGCAGGUGUGUCUGUUGUCGUGUAAGCGAGGUUUUAUUUUAACAAAUGACUCCAACUCGUCAGGCCAUUAGUAAGCCAUUCACCUGUUGCCAUAAAGGAGGCUGCGGGAUUGAAAGGCAGCACUGCUUUACAAUUCAUACCUUUUGUCUGUCAUUCAGUCUUUUUAAAAGACCUGAGAAAAUCUGCCAAAAACAAGUGAGAAGGGAAGAAUUUUUUGAGGGAGUGUUGGCAUGAUUUCCAUUUAUUUUGAACUGACGUUUGAAAAAGGUCCUUGUGAGGCAGUCACUCACUUUUCUUCAUUUCUUUGUUUGUAUGCAAAAAAUGAAGCGAUCUCAAUUUCAGCUUUUCCAUUUUAAGUUCGCUUCAGUUGUCUCCUUUGGAUGAGACAGGCCAACAUACAACUGUUCAUCUUGGAGCUUAACAUGCUGCUAUUUGUUUUUGUAACACUAACACUCAUUUCAUUGUUAGGUACCAAGUAUGAAUGUGCAUGUGAGGAUGUGACAGAGUCAGUGCCAGCGUUGUGGUCGGCAUUUAAUUUAUUUUCUUGUGUCGGAGGUUGAAUGAAGUCGCAGCCGCCCAGUGUUAAAAGCAUUUGCCAAGACGAAAUUCUCUCUUUUUUUUUUUUUUCAGCAACCUUUUGAAGAUUUGAAUUAUGUGUUGGGAGUUUGUUUCAUAAGAUGGUUCUUUAAUUCACAGGUCCAUAAUUUUGGACCUCUUAAAUGACGCAUUGACUGGGAUGUAAAACCCAUGUAACUAUGACCCAGCUUUUUGUGAAUUUGUUUGGUUUUCUACACAUAGACAUUCUCUCUCAUCUUUUAGCAGUAGAGAAGCUGCUAAAAGUGCCUGCCAUCCUGCGAAGACAACCGUUUCAUCUAGAGAAGUUGAGACCUUCUCAACUUGUCAAAGCCAUAUCCGUGGUCGUCAUGUUUGUACACGUAGAACUUCAUUACUGCUGUAACUCACUUUUCUAUGAAAUUUCUAGACACAUUUCGUAACACCUCACUGUUUUAAUGCCAUUAGUUAAGAGUUUCUGCAUGCCACUUAAGGCAAGUUUUAUAAUUAAAUAAUAAUGAAAUAGUGUUGAGAAAGUUUCCUUUGGUUUGUGCGAUAGCGCUGAACUCGAAUAAGCUUUUAUGGUGUAGGUUUUAGUGGUUAGUGACUAAUCUCGCCGACUGAGAUCAUCGGUGGCGGCAAAGAACAAAUUUCACACUGAAUGUUUGCACUCGCUUAGUUAAAAUGGUGAUUGAUGGCUCUGUAUUUUUACCUUCUGCCAUUCGUCCUUCCAUCUGUUCACCUUGGUCAGAUUGUUUCCCUUGCACAGAUAAAAAGGCCAGAGGGUCUCAUUCCUCAAGUUUGUCUACUUUUACACUCGUUAUUAGUACUACUUUUUACAAACCGUUCUGGUAAUGACAGCAAAAGUUGAAAGCAAGGAAAGGAUGGAAAACAUUAUGAUGAAAUUGUACCCCCCAAGUUGAUCGGUGCAACAUUGUGAGACGAUAGAACCGAUGGCUAAACCUGUGAAAACGAGACCAAAGCUGUAAUAAACCAGGAUUAUUGCUUAAAAAGGAGAUUUACCAGGUAAAGCUUAUUGGCCAGGGGGAGGUGGGUUUUUGGGGACUUAGCUGUAAUUUAAAUAAAAAGGGAGCUACUCAGUAACCCUGAGAUGCAAAACUUGGUAUCGGUCCUAUGGGACGGAAUUCUUUCUGAUUUGGGAUUUUAGCCCAUGUAUCUACACAUACUGCAGUCAUAUUUUUUUCCUUACUUACUGUUUUCUUUUUACAUACAGUAUGUACUUGUAUUUAAUUUUUAAGAACACAGACACAGACGUGGCAAAGUUUGUCGUUUUUAUAAAAGGAAUUAUUUCCUACCGGGACUUUAACUCCUAUUUGGAGAAGUCCGAUGACAGACUGUGAGCAGAGCUUUAUUUAACGCAGCGCUGAUUUGUAGAAACAGAACUCGCACACAGUGUAACAAAAAAAAAACAGGGAGUUUGGCAAAUAUAAUUGACGCUGUGUGGUCACUUGCAGUGAUGGAUCACAUUGUUUUAUGGAAGUCGUUUUUCACACUCCACAAGAAUGGCAGCCAGCUAAUGGCUUCCUCUGCCGGUAGGAAAGUGAGCCCUCCAACUGUUCAGGCACUAGUAGGCAUCAUGGACACAGGGACAGCCUGUC
This is a messenger RNA of Etheostoma spectabile (orangethroat darter), 7142 nucleotides long. RefSeq names its product FHF complex subunit HOOK interacting protein 1B (gene fhip1b). Gene Ontology annotation, cellular component: FHF complex. The record is from RefSeq and is a predicted model, not a curated record. The transcript has 12 exons. Lineage: Eukaryota; Metazoa; Chordata; Actinopteri; Perciformes; Percidae. Gene Ontology annotation, biological process: lysosome organization; endosome organization; early endosome to late endosome transport. The coding region runs from base 732 to 4181 and encodes 1149 amino acids.